CCUCCAUGCAAACAUGGUACCAGUACAGUGUUUACCUCUAGUCUUGUGUUUAGGUUCAUUGAUAAAACUGAUUGUUUGUUCAACUGAGGAGAAGACAACUGUAAUAAACACAAGUUUUGGUCCCAUUGAGGGACAACAGUUCCUGUCUGAAUGGUCAAAACAGAUAGUUUAUUCCUUUAAAGGAAUUCCGUAUGCAAGCGCACCAGUGGGAGACCUACGAUUCAAGGACCCAGUCCCACCUAAAAAAUGGACUCAAGUCAGGGACUGCACAAUUCAUGGACCGAUUUGCCCCCAGAUCUUAGCGAUGUCUAACAGUGAGACAAAUUUGAUGGAUGAAGACUGUUUAUACUUAAAUGUAUACUCCCCACAGUUGCCUUCGCAAGAACGUAAACCUGCUUUGCCAGUGAUUCUAUGGAUCCACGGAGGAGGAUUUUAUAAAUGGUCCGGCAACUAUGAUGCUUACGGCCCGGAUUUGCUGAUUGCUGAAAAGGUAGUCAUGGUUACCCUCAACUACAGGUUAGGAGCUUUAGGGUUUCUCAACAUGGAUGUACAAGAUGCUCCAGGCAACGCAGGUUUGAAGGACCAGAGACUUGCAUUGUUGUGGAUCCAGUCAGAGAUACACAACUUUGGUGGUGAUCCACAUCAAGUCACCAUCUUUGGGGAGAGUGCUGGCGCCAUCUCUGCUCAUUUACACUACAUCUCCCCAAUCUCUUCUGGGUUGUUCCACAGAAUCAUAGGAGACAGUGGGUCGCCUUUAGCUUACAGAGUAAGAGAAGAUAACAGACAUUACGCAGAGGAGCUGGCAAAGCUGCUGAACUGUCCUCACGAGAACACGUCAAAGGUUCUCUCCUGCCUGAGAACUGCUCCGUAUGAGGACAUAGUCAGAGCACAGGGUCUCGUUAAGGCUCCUCAGGAUUCUAAGACAGGACUAAAUGUUUGGACUCCUACCAUUGAUAAGACAAGUCCAUCGCCUCUCCUGCCCGAAUUUCCUUAUAAGUUGUUGAAACAGAAAAAAGACUUUUUUGUACCAGUCCUCAUGGGAAUAAAUGAUGGCGAAGGAAUAGAUAGGUUCUCCAAUCAAAAUGAAGAAACCAUCAAGAAUAUUAUCAAUGAUUUGGAAUACUUAUAUGCCUUGCAAGUUCCAGAAGCAAAACUCUGCCCAUCAGAACUAAAAGCGGAAAAACUAAGGCAGUUUUAUUUUAAAGAUGCUUCACCUUCAGAGGUACAUGCUCGAGGAUAUGUUGAUAUAUACACUGACGUUCUUUAUGCUUAUGGGAGUGUGGUCAAUGCCAGAGAAUACCAAACUAGAUCAUCGGUGUUCGUGUAUUAUUUUACAUUUAGUGGACGUUUCAAAAAUGAAUUUAUUGAACAGAUUCAGAGAAAGUAUGACAUUUCAGGAGUGAGUCAUACAGAAGAGCUGAAUUAUUUGUUUAUUAAUGAAGAUAACAGAAAAACUUUGGAAGAAAACUCCAAUGAAUAUAUCACUAGACGGAGAAUGGUAAAAAUGUGGACAAACUUUGCAAAACAUGGGACACCCACCAUAGGUCCUGACCCUCUUCUACAGAAUGUCCAUUGGCUGCCUGCCAAGAAGGGAGGAACCAAUCAUCUCCAGAUUGAUGUCAACCUAACAAUGAUAUCUGAAGACCUCCUGCCACAUCGGGCAGCGUUAUGGGACGACAUUACUUUCAAUCAUUGUUCAAAUCAUUUUCAUGAUUUGUUGUAAAUGUGUAGCAUUUGGAUUAUGUUUAGUCUACGUUAACAUUUAUCUAAUUAAUGACUAGCUUGUUUCAAAAGAAGAUAUGUAACAUCUGUCUUUGAUUAAUAAA
Macrosteles quadrilineatus (aster leafhopper) is the source of this 1826-nucleotide messenger RNA. Its product is annotated as esterase B1-like. The transcript has 11 exons. The record is from RefSeq and is a predicted model, not a curated record. NCBI's taxonomy places the organism in Eukaryota, Metazoa, Arthropoda, Insecta, Hemiptera, Cicadellidae. Bases 14 to 1723 code for a protein of 569 amino acids.